AGCAGCUGGGAGCUCGAGCUCGUUACCAGAGAGCCGCGGCGGCAACAGGAGACGGAGAGCAAAACACUAGUUCCACUCCAUGUGACAUAUAGUGAACCUUUAAGCACACAGACAUCACUUUAAUAUGUAGCUCGGGGUUCCUGCAUACUCCUAUCGAGACUUUUGAGUGUCUUCGAAUCAACCAGUCUUCAUUUUGGAGGAUUCCUCCCCCGUCCGCCGUAUCGUAACGAACAGGCAAUGACAACGGCUUCAGCAACUCCGCAGCAGAUGAGAGACCGGCUGCUUCAGGCCAUCGAUAGCCACAGCAAUAUUCACAACAUGGUGGCUGUAUUAGAAGUAAUCACCUAUUUGGAGAAGUACCCCAUUACUAAAGAAGCACUUGAGGAGACCCGCCUGGGGAAGCUGAUCAACGAUGUGAGGAAGUGCAGCGGAGAUGAGGACCUAGCGCGCCGCGCCAAGAAGCUGCUGCGCAGCUGGCAGAGGCUGAUCCAGCCAGGGGCGGAGCCAGCCCGGGGGGGAGGAGCCUCCACAACCUCCUCAGCCAAUGGCGGGGCUCACCCCUGCCGGAUAGAAGUUCCUCCCUCCGUGUCGCUGGCAGGAAGGGGUGUGUCGCUGGCAGGAAGGGGCGGGCCGGAGGUGCGAGUCCGACAUGACGUCCACAACACUUACUCCCCGAAGGCGGAGAAAUCGAGCCGUAAGCGUCGGGGCGCCUCGCCUCCUGCCAAGCUGCCCAGGACCCUCGAGCACCACUCCUCCUUGUCACUGACCAAUGGGGUUGCCAGGAGCUCCGGGGCUCCGCCUGAGGGGGCUUUGCCUGACCGGACCUGGAAAGAACCGCCCCUCGACCAAGACCGGGCUUGGACGGAACCACAGCUUGACCUUGACAAUUACAGCAGGAUCCCAGUGAACGCUGUGAAGCCACGCCCCAGCUCCCCCAGCAACCCGCGGACCCCUGGUGCCCUGGCGCUGCCGACAGCUGCGCUGGACGAGAGGGGGGAUGCCUACCAGACAGUGGGCGGGGCCUGCCAGACAGUGGGCGGGGCCUGCCAGACAGUGGGUGGGGCCUGCCAGACAGGGGGCGGGGCUUGCCAGACAGGGGGCAGGGCCUAUCAGGCCCGUAGCCCGCGCUGCCUCUCCUCCAGCCCCCGCAGUGCAAGACAGGAGACUCUGUCAAAAUGCUCUCUAACCAACACUCCCCGAGGCCCGAGCCCCUCCCAGCCCUCAACCUCCCCUGCCAGGGUGCCCUGUGUGGAGGGGCCCCCCUCGGCCCCCACUCACGCACACUGGUCCAGUUCCUUAGACAAUAACUCCCCUUACAGCACCACCACACUGGACCCCCCCUCUGUCUCCCUGUCCCCCACUUCCUCACACACGCCUGAUGGUUGUCCGCCCAUCCACCCCUCGCCCCCCCCCCCCCUCCUCCGGGAGCCCUGCCCCCUAGACAGGAAGCGUAGGAGGAAGUACCGCUCCAGAGACUACUCUGUGAACUUGGGGGGCCAGAACACAGACGCCACCAAGCCCGUCAGGCUAAAGGAACGCAGAAUCACCUUUGACCCUGUGACGGGACAGAUCAAGCCCAUGGUGCACAGAGAGCCCUCCCACUCAGAUGUGCCCCCUAGCCCGCCCCCCCCAGAACUCCAAAUCAGGACAGAGAGCCCCCUGCACCCCCCUGCCCCCGCCCCGACCCCCAGCACCUUCCAACACACUAACUGGAAGGAGCUUUCCCGUAACGAGAUCAUCCGGUCGUACCUGAGCCUCCAGAGCAGUGUCCUCUCCUCCUCCGGGACUCCCAGCACUCACUCCCUCCUGUCUGGCUGCCUUCAGCAGGAGGACAUCCAGGCCCGGGAGGGUAGGAAGACCCACGUGCUGCAGACCACCGGCUCGGCCUCUGGGCGGCAGGGGGGAGAGGUGACGGGGGAGGAGGUCAGCAGGGUGCACACGCAGCACUGGCCCGGGGUCAACGGCUGCUACGACACUCAAGAGGUCUGGUACGACUGGACACAGUGCAUCUCUCUGGACCCCCACGGGGCAGAGAGCAGACUCCACAUCCUGCCCUAUGUCUGCCUGGACUGAGACAGGGCCGAGAGCGGACUCCACUUCCUGGGUAAGGGUUAGACCCUGGGCCUGACCCUGGGUAAGGGUUAGACCCCUGGCCUGACCCUGGGUAAGGGUUAGACCCCUGGCCUGACCCUGGGUAAGGGUUAGACCCCUGGCCUGACCCUGGGUUAGGGUUAGACCCCUGGCCUGACCCUGGGUAAGGGUUAGACCCCUGGCCUGACCCUGGGUAAGGGUUAGACCCCUGGCCUGAGUGUCUGAACGGGGCUGGGAGGAGAGGAGGAGGAGGAGAUGAAAAGGAACUGUUUUGUUGUCAAACAAGGGCUGUUUCUGUUGUGAUGAGGCACCCGGUUUGCAGAGUGCUGCUACUAGUGAAUGGGGGGUGGGCUUACCGCAGUUACAAGAAGCUUUAUGUGAGAUAAAGAAUAAAUUAUAAGUUCUUAUCAUGUAUCAUUUAUUUAUUUGACCUUUUCUUUGUUUUGUUUUGAGGUUAAUGGUUUACUGAUUCAACCCUGUUAGAGCUGUAUAAUCUCUUAGUGUUCACCUGCAGCAGGCGUUGUGUCAGCUGUCUCUAGGGUUGGCCAGGUGUACUCCUCUCCUCACAGCGCCUAGCAACCACAGCCAGCUACUCCUUAUCAAUGAUACCCUAGCAACUAUGUUUCUUUUUCCAAAAAGUGAUCAGUCCAUCCUUCCACCUUUGAGAAAUGUCAGAAUGUUUUGAAUUCUGACCAGUGAAGAUCACCGUUGUAAAACUGUCUGGUUUCUUCGUUUACAUAGAGGAUGUUUGGUGCAGGGUUUGUGUGAUGUAAGGAGACAUGGCCAGAAGGGGGCUGCUGUGUCCCAGAGGGGGGCUGCUGUGUCCCAGAGGGGGGCUGCUGUGUCCCAGAAGGGGGCUGCUGUGUCCCAGAGGGGGGCUGCUGUGUCCCAGAGGGUGGCUGCUGUGUCCCAGAGGGGGGGCUGCUGUGUCCCAGAGGGGGGGCUGCUGUGUCCCAGAGGGGGGGGCUGCUGUGUCCCAGAGGGGGGGCUGCUGUGUGUUCCUACUAAUGUGCCUUCCAUGUCUGGAUUUGCUUCCACAGAGCUACCUAGCCAGGACCCAGGUCUGUAUGACUCCUAAUGCCAUGUCUGAUUACCUGGGGAAUGCACCGUUCUGCUCAAUGCUUGCCUGGGGGAGGGGGACUUUGCCCUGGGGGGAGGGGGGCACUGCCAGAGGGAAGAGACUGUGCUCUGGGAGUGUGACCAGACCCCCCCCCCCCUUGGGGGUGUGACCAGAAGGUGGACUAACCCCGCCCCCCCGCCGCCACCCUCCUGAGCAGCUCAGUUUGAUUGAGAUUUCUUUAUUUGUUCAGUGUUCAACAUUUCUGUUGUUUUGAAAAAAUAAAGUAAUCUAAAUUCUCUCGUGGUGUGGUUGGUUGGUUGUUUUUUGUAAUGCUGAUACAGUUAAUCCAUUAGAAGCCUGUCAUUAUGAGAUGCAAGUGUGUUUACCAGUAAGUGAGGCAGUAGAGGAGAGACCUGUGCAGUACUGUAGGAGUCCACAGGGGGGAGGCCUUUGGGUUUGCAGUUUCUAAGAAGUGUAUGGUGGGUAGGGUUUUUAAUCAGCAAAAUUACCAUUGCAACUCAUAAACCAGAUGUCACAAUAACCUGACAUGCUAACUUGAUGUCAUACUAACCUGAAAUCAUAAUUAACAUGACUAGCUUAACAUCAUGCUAUCCUGAUGUCAUGCUAACUUAUCAUGCUAUCCUGAUGUCAUGCUAACUUAUCAUGCUAUCCUGAUGUCAUGCAAACCUGCCUGGGUGAAAACUUGUCUGAUGUGAUACAAGACAUUACCUCAUGAAGCACACAUGCAUUAUCACCACACAUACUCACCUGUUCUCACCUCCUCCUCUCCUCCCAGCUGCUUUCCUCCGGCCUAACCACCUCCUCCCUAACCACUUCAUCAUCAUGUCUUCAUCUCCUCUCCAUUUCCACUCGUCCCAGUGCCUCUUCUCCUUCC
This is a messenger RNA of Hypomesus transpacificus, 4046 nucleotides long. It is a transcript of the gene crsp7, whose product is annotated as cofactor required for Sp1 transcriptional activation, subunit 7. NCBI's taxonomy places the organism in Eukaryota, Metazoa, Chordata, Actinopteri, Osmeriformes, Osmeridae. The record is from RefSeq and is a predicted model, not a curated record. Gene Ontology annotation, molecular function: transcription coregulator activity. Gene Ontology annotation, biological process: regulation of transcription by RNA polymerase II; positive regulation of gene expression. Gene Ontology annotation, cellular component: nucleus; mediator complex; core mediator complex.